Messenger RNA from Mytilus californianus (California mussel), 1896 nucleotides. RefSeq lists its product as uncharacterized. Gene Ontology annotation, molecular function: protein binding. Bases 1 to 1896 code for a protein of 631 amino acids. The transcript has 3 exons. The record is from RefSeq and is a predicted model, not a curated record. Lineage: Eukaryota; Metazoa; Mollusca; Bivalvia; Mytilida; Mytilidae.
AUGCUAGGUGAAUGUGCUCAGCUUAAAACAAAACUUUUAGACAUGUUUACAGUACCCUGGAACAGAAGAGAACAAAUUGAUGAAGAAUUGGAAGAGUGGAAAAUGGAUCCUUCAAUCUUUGUUGAUACCAGGGGUGCCAAACAUGUUCUAAAAUCAGUACAAGAGAACAGCUGUGUUACUAUUGUUGCUAGUUUUGGUGUUGGGAAAACAGCAACUCUACAUUUUGUGGCAUUUAAAUUGGCAGAUGAAGGAUAUGAUAUACUUCCCAUAAUAAACCCAAAUGACAUUAUUAAGUUUUACAAUCCAAAUCAGAAACAGUUGUUUGUUAUAGAUGACUUUUGUGGAACUCAUUAUCUAAACCCGUAUGGCUUUAACAGUUGGAAUUCUGUCAUUGAACGGAUAACCGAACUGAUUCAAAAUAAACUCACAAAAGUUAUUGUGGCUUGUCGGAUCCAAGUGUAUCAAGACAAGCAGUUUACAUUAUUACAUAUUUUCACGACAUGUGUUUGUAACCUGCUAUCAGAAGAUUUGUGUUUAACACAAACAGAGAAGCAGUCCAUAGCAGAGUUAUACCUGGAAACAGAGGCUUCAGAGAUUAUUCAGUACUGUGAUUUAUAUGAUUGUUUUCCACUUCUCUGUAAACUAUAUAAAGAUAAUCCUGAAUUUAAUGCUUCCGAUUUUUUUAGGAAUCCAUUUGCAGUGUAUGAAGUAGAGAUUGAAAAACUUGAAAUUGAAGAUAUUGGAAAGUAUUGUGCUUUGGCUUUGUGUGUUAUGUUUAACAACAUACUGUUUGAGCAAUUGUUUACACAGGAUAUAGAUGAAAAAAUAAGAACAAUAAUAGAAAACACAUGUGAGGCGUGUAGACUUUCCAGAGGAACAUCUCGACUUAUCCUUCUAAAUAAAAUUGAGUCACUUGAACAUACUUUUAUAAAGAAAAAAUAUGGAUUUUACAGAACUAUACAUGAUAAAAUAUUUGACAUCUUGGUUUUCUAUUUUGGACGAAAAAUGAUUCAGUUUUUAAUUAAAAAUGCAGAUAGUUGGGUUAUUUCCAAAAGAUUACUGUUAGACAAAAGAGAUGACGAGGAUCAGCUUAUCACUGUUGUACCGCUAGAAUAUCAUUAUAUGUACAUAGAAAGAAUGAUUAAGGACUGGUCUGCUGGUAUAUUAUCGUGUGUGUUUCAUAACAUCAAUAUGAAAACACCAGCGUUUAGACAAAGAUUCUUAAACCAUUUGAAUACACUUGAUAUUUCAUUUCAACAAAAAAUAGCUCAACCCUAUGGUUUUUACGACAAUUCUGUCAUGUUACAAUUUUGUAGGUUCGAUUUUGUUCCUUUCAUCGAUUGGUGCAUAACGCACGGUCUCGAUGUGAACAAGUGCAACUCAAAUAAUGAGAGUCCUUUGUGUAUAUCAGCCAAAAAAGGUCAUAUAGGAGUAGUUACAGAUUUACUAAAGAAAAAGGCAGACAUCCAUAAAUGUGACUUUUAUGGAGCAUCUCCUUUGUUUUUAGCAUGUGAGAUGAAUCACAUAGAUAUAGUGAAAAUUUUACUUGAAAACAAGGCAAAUAUCAAUAAAUGUACACGCAAGACAUCUUAUUCUAUAAUGCAUUAUUUUGAUGAUGAAAGUUUUGAUGAACGUAAGGAUUCUGGGGAAUCCCCUUUGUUUAUUGCUUGUCAGAAGAAUCAUAAAGAAAUAGUACAGAUAUUAAUAGACAACGAGGCAGAUAUCAAUAAAUGCAGAGAUGAUGGACUAUCUCCCUUGUCCGUUGCCUGUCAAAAAAAUCAUAAAGAGAUAGUAAAACUGUUACUAGAUAACAAGGCAGACACUAAUUUGCAAGCAGCAGAUGGGACAUCUCCUUUAUUUGUUGCCUGUCGAGAGAAUCUUAUCGAGAUUAAAUGA